Oppiella nova is the source of this 515-nucleotide messenger RNA. The record is from the annotation of a GenBank genome assembly. NCBI's taxonomy places the organism in Eukaryota, Metazoa, Arthropoda, Arachnida, Sarcoptiformes, Oppiidae.
CUGUGAGGUACAGUAUUGAGUGAAUGAGUGAACACAACAACACUAUUAUAGUUACGGAAUAUUAAUGUAUCGAUGAAUGCAUUGAAUUACUGUUCAAAUCACUGGUAAUGAGUGCUUAUUGCGAUCAGUGAUCAUGUAAUGCAUGUGAUUGUGGUGUACAUCGAGGCUCACAAUUAACAGGCAUUAGUGUUGUCCGCAAAUAGCCUACAAUAGUGAUCAUUAUCAUCAGAGUGUGACACUUGUGACCAUUGUUUGCAGACACAGCCAUUGUGGUGAACACACAGACACUGAUGUAUUGAUGACGUAUUGAGGAUGUGUUGAGUGACCAUCAGAUGAAGUGGUGGUGCGAUUGUGUCCAUACAUCCAUACCAUAGCUUAGUGUAUGUGAUAACCAAACAAUACUUAUGCUGAAGGCUCUGAGGAAACACUUAAAGGCAUCUAAAAAGAGCACCACUUUUAUGCAAUACAUGCGGAUCAACAGGAAAGAGGAUCAGUUGGACAACAAUUGGAUUAAC